AUGGUAAGAAAGAAGACAAAAAGCAGGAGAAGCACGAAUUCUCCUAGAAAGAGUGGAAGGCAUUCAAAUGCUUCAAACAAAGAAUCUUAUGAUCCAAAAGUGUAUGAAGUACAGAUCACAACAUUAAAGAAGAAAACAAAAGAAUAUCAGUAUGUGAUAGACAGUUUGAAGGAUUUAAACUCACAGCUUUCACUUCAGUUCGAGAAAGAUGGGUUAGAGGGUGAAGGGCUAAUUGGAUAUAUUCAAAAUUGCAUUCAACAUAAAGACCAAGAUAUUAGUGAACUGAAGGAAAAUCUAAGUGCACUCUGCAGUAGGAUGAAUGAAAAGCAGCUAGAACAUAAUAAUAUCGUGGCUAAACUCAGGUUUGAGAUAGAGGCCGUUGAAGAGAAACUUAAUUCUGAGAAGGCCGUUUUAACUGGUAAAAUAGCAUCGUUAGAAGAUCUUUAUGUUGAGAGAGCACAAUUACACACGAAGACAAUAGAAAUGGAAAAUCUAAUUGGAGAAACACGGAAAAUUAACAAGUUUAAGUAUCAUGAAAAAGAUUUAGAGUUGACAGUCACACAAGAUCAAUUAUACAAGGAAAUGUUGCGCAAACUGUCACAUUUGGCUGAAGAAUUUCGAAUAGCAACAGAAAAACGUGUUAACAAAACAGAACGUCGAACUUUAGAAUCAAAUUAUACACUAAAUGAAAAAUUAUCAUGUUUAAGCACUGAAAUGCUGAAUAUUAUGGGUAAAAAUAAAUCGUAUAAACAAGCCACUAAACAAUUGAAGCAUGAUGUUCAUGUCUUACGAGACGUUAGAAACGAAAUGCAUAAAAAUUGGUCGAAUCAGAUCCAAUCACUGAAGCAUUCGAUAUCUAAUUGUUUGGAAAAGGAAAAAAAGUUAUUCUCAAUUAAAGAAAUGUUCCCAAUGAAAGAAAAUGUUUGUAUACUGAAUAAGGACUUGUUUCAAACACAUAUUGACGAUAUGAAUAUAAAAGGAGAUGAACUCAAUGAAGAAGUACACAAUCUAAGGUCAAAGUAUGACGAGUCAUUAUCGCAGUUUGAAGAAUACAAGUACAUAAGGAGAGAAGAGCUACACCGUUUAAAGCAGUUAAUUCAAGCAAGAAAUCAUUUAUGUCAAUUAGUUUCCGAUUGUAAAACUGCACUACAAGAAGCUUAUGAAAUGUAUGAACCAGAAAGUAAUACAAAAUUAAAUUUCACUGAACGUGUUCAACGGUUCGACCAUUUGUUGACUGCAUUCUUUAUUAUAAUUUACACAUGUGAUCAGCUGAUUUCACGUAUUACUCCAUACCAGAUUGGAGAUUUUCGUUGGAAACGAUUAUCUACCUGUGUACCGUCAGCCUCAACAAGACAAUCACUUGGUGGUCAAAAGGUUAUGUUUAGUGACUCAGUGCAGGAUUCAUUAGCAACAUCAUCACUGGCUAAUGUCGACAGUCAAACAAGGAAGACAUUUUCAGGGAAAGAUGAGUCAACUGGAUCGAAUUUGGAGUCAGUUGAAAAAGAUGAUUUACCCAUAGACUUCCCCUUAGCAUCGAAAUUCGGCUUGGAACCAGUUGAUCCGAACAAGCCACAAACUAUCAAUUCAAAUUUACUUAAAGAAUUAUCAAAAUGUUCACGUCAGUCAGGAAAACGAACAAAUACACCAUCAGUACAUACAGUUGCUGUGCAAACGGAACCAAUAUACAACAACAACAACAAUAGUAACAACAAAAAACAAACAGAGAAAUUUAAACAAAAGCGAUCCAUUGAAUUAAUUCAUUUUAGAAAUCGUCGUGGUAUUCUACACCUUCCGCUAAUCAAUUCAACAAUUCUAGCACCGAAAGAAUGCUAUGAUGAAUUGUACAGUUUUAAUAUUCGACCAAUUUAUAAACACAAAUCACCCCAGUUACCGAGUUUAUAUCAGUUAGCUAAGAUAUAA
Trichobilharzia regenti is the source of this 1920-nucleotide messenger RNA. The record is from the annotation of a GenBank genome assembly. NCBI's taxonomy places the organism in Eukaryota, Metazoa, Platyhelminthes, Trematoda, Strigeidida, Schistosomatidae.